CGGGGGAGGAGGGGAGGGGGAGAAGCCGCCCGUGUUCCGGGUCAGGCGCGGGAAUGCGCGGCGGCCGCCAGCAGCCCUGCGCCCGGCGCCCCGCGAUGCCCCUGCGGGGAGGGCAGCGGCCCGCCGAGGAGCAGUAGGGCCGCCCGCCGCCCCGCUCCGCUCCGGCUCCCGCCCAUUGUUCUCCCGGGGUCGCCGCGCUCGCCCGGGGCCGCUUCCCGCCGGCGGCGGCGGCGCGCUGGAUGCGGGUAGCCGCCGGCGGCUGGCCGGGACCCGCACUGCGCGGCGGCGGCGAGGGGGCAGCGGCUCCCGCGGCCGGCGGGGAGGCGGGGGCGGCGGUGAGCGGCGGCGCCGCCCGCCCCGCGGCCCCCGGCGGCCCGGCGCCCCCCCGGCGGGGCGAUGUUCCAUUGCAUCCCCCUGUGGCGGUGCAACCGCCAUGUGGAGUCCAUCGACAAGCGGCACUGCUCGCUGGCCGCCGUGCCCGAGGAGAUCUACCGCUACAGCCGCAGCCUGGAGGAGCUCCUGCUGGACGCCAACCAGCUCCGCGAGCUGCCCAAGCCUUUCUUCCAACUUGUGAAGUUACGGAAACUUGGACUUAGUGAUAACGAAAUCCAGCGGCUCCCUCCAGAAAUAGCGAAUUUCAUGCAGCUGGUGGAACUUGAUUUGUCUCGAAAUGAUAUUCCUGAAAUACCAGAAAGCAUCUCAUUCUGCAGAGCACUACAGGUAGCAGAUUUCAGUGGGAAUCCACUGACUAGGUUGCCUGAAAGCUUUCCUGAAUUACAGAAUCUAACGUGUCUUUCAGUAAACGACAUCUCUCUGCAAGCACUACCUGAAAACAUUGGGAAUCUUUAUAACCUGGCUUCACUGGAACUUAGAGAAAAUUUGCUGACAUAUUUACCUGAAUCACUUGCCCAGCUGCAGCGACUGGAAGAACUUGAUUUAGGAAACAAUGAACUUUAUCACUUGCCAGAAACAAUUGGUGCACUUUUCAAUCUCAAAGACCUCUGGUUGGAUGGAAACCAAUUAGCCGAAAUACCUCAGGAAGUAGGAAACCUGAAAAACCUGCUUUGUCUUGACGUUUCUGAAAAUAAAUUGGAAUGCCUUCCUGAAGAAAUUAGUGGUCUCACUUCUUUAACAGACUUGCUUGUUUCUCAGAAUUUACUUCAGGUCUUACCUGAUGGCAUCGGAAAAUUGAGGAGGCUUUCCAUUUUGAAGGUUGAUCAGAACAAACUUAUUCAACUAACGGAUUCAAUUGGAGACUGCGAAAGCCUUACAGAACUAGUUCUAACAGAAAACCAACUGCAGUCAUUGCCAAAGAGCAUCGGAAAACUAAAGAAGCUGAACAAUUUGAAUGCUGAUAGAAACAAAUUAACAUCUUUGCCCAAAGAGAUUGGGGGCUGCUGCAGUCUUAACGUCUUUUCUGUACGUGACAACAGAUUAUCUCGAAUUCCCACUGAAAUUUCACAAGCCACUGAACUUCAUGUUCUGGAUGUUGCUGGAAACAGGCUGACGUAUCUUCCCCUUUCACUGACUACCUUAAAGCUGAAGGCUUUAUGGUUGUCUGAUAACCAGUCCCAACCUUUGCUGACGUUUCAGACUGACACAGACCCUGAAACAGGAGAAAAGAUUUUAACAUGUGUAUUACUUCCUCAAAUGCCUUCUGAGCCUGGUUGCCAAGAUAACCUACCCCGAUGUGGUGCACUGGAGAGUUUGGUAAAUGAAAUGUCAGAUGAAACAUGGAAUGAGCGGGCAGUGAAUAGAGUCAGUGCGAUUCGCUUCUUAGAAGAUGAAAAAGAUGAAGAGGAUAAUGAAAUGGACUCUAUUAGGUGGCUUCCUAAGUCUCCUAAACUGUACAGUGGCCAUAACUGGAGGUCCCAGGGCUCUGGCUGGGCCUCGUUGAAAGGAAAAGAAAGUCUUUAUGGUGGUAACCUGUACAAAUUCAGCUCUGCUAACGGAAAAUGGAGGGAAGGAAGGAUCAGUCCCGAACAAGAAGCAGAGGAACUGGAGGAUCCUGAUGAUGAACCUAUUUCCAAGUUUUCUGGCAGCCUUUUUGAUACCGAUGAUAGCAUGAGAGAUCAAAGGAAUACCAGAAUGGCUCCUCAAGAAAAGCACAAGUUGGCGAUGAAAGGGAAGACUCUUCCAGGGACUAACACUAAGGUGCAGCCACCCAUCUCGGCAGCAGGCACCUUCCCUGGGGAGAGCGGACAGAUCCCAGAGGAAUCAAGGGUGCUGGAUGCACCACAGCCCCCACUGAAGGUAACCAUUACUGUGUGCAGUCAAAUGGGGAGUCUUGGUAUUAGCAUUGCUGGUGGAAAGGGCUCAUCUCCAUGUAAAGACAAUAAUGAGGGGAUGGUGAUCCCACGGGUGCUGAAAGAUGGUUCUGCAGACCUGGCUGGAGUGCAAGCAGGAGACAGAGUGGCAGAGGCAUCCCUUGUUUUGGAACCCAACGCCCUUGAUGCUGGUCCUACUGAAGCUUCACCCAAGGGCAGCCCCUUCCCGACAGUGAACCACGUCAUAACAAUCCCUCGGAUAAUCCUCACGCGCCCUUCCACUUCCGAUGAAGAUACCGACCAGUUGCCCCCAGACCCGGAUGACUUUGAGCCCGAGGAGCCCGACAGCGCAGAAGGCCAUGCCUAUUCGGACUGUCUGAACAGUGCUUUUUAUCCUCCCUAAUAAAGUACUUUUCUGGAAAGAAUUCAUGGGUGGUUUUCUUUCCCAUUUUUCGAUUAUAUUUAAUGUAGUACUUGAACCGCUAUGCCUUAUUUCUAUGGAAAACCGUUACAUGGAGGAUGGAUUUGAGCUGAGGGAGUAAAACCCAUGGCUGUAUUUCUUUGCCUUGAACUUCCCUUUGGCCAGAACCUGUGCACGUGAAACAAAACGAACUGGGUGAGGUUAUGUGAAUGACACCACGUGUUUCAACAGUGACUUGUAAAGGCAUCCUACAGCACCUAAACACAAUGCUGAAAAAAGCAGGUCAUUUUUUUAUUCAGAAGGUACUUCACCCAUUUGGAAACACACUGAAAACAAUAGUAUAGUUUGGGUUGUUUCUUUUAAAUCUUGUGCCCAUGCUUUGUCUAUAUAGCUCACCUUUUUGUCUACCCCCAGAUUCCUUUGAA
Molecule: messenger RNA, 3113 nt
Organism: Falco peregrinus (peregrine falcon)
Lineage: Eukaryota; Metazoa; Chordata; Aves; Falconiformes; Falconidae
Gene: LRRC1
Product: leucine rich repeat containing 1
Exons: 19
Coding region: 397-2670 (757 amino acids)
Biological process (GO): neurotransmitter receptor transport postsynaptic membrane to endosome; neurotransmitter receptor transport, endosome to postsynaptic membrane
Cellular component (GO): postsynaptic density; adherens junction; postsynaptic membrane
Molecular function (GO): protein binding
Source: RefSeq, a predicted model, not a curated record